AUGGAUCUAGUUGCCAUCCUGUGGCUUUUGCUCUUCCUUUCCAAGGUGACAUUGCCUGUAGCCUCGGGCAUCAAGGAGGGAAAAGAGUUAGAUAUGAAACGUUCUAUACGUAGUGUAGCAGAUCGACGUGCUCUGAUUCCAUUUCGCAAAAUACUAGAGGCCAUGUUACGGAAAAAAUCAACAAUAAUACCGGUCAUGCCAUACAUUGGAAUUGACAAUGGUCCCUUUUACGAUAGUAUGUCUGAUUAUGACUAUUCCGAAAGUGAUACAAAUUACAAAAGCCCUAAAUAUGGAAAAACAAGAGAAUCAAGCUUAAAGGGCCAGGAAGAAUACGACUAUAACGACCUCUACGAAGACAAUGCCCGAGUCAAAGACAAUAGCAAAAAAUAUAUCGAAUCUUCACGCCGGUGGCCACCUGUCAGACAUGACACCAAACAGAUCAGAGAUGAUGAAGAUUUUAAACCUAUCGGAAUACCAGGCCGAAACUUCGUUCCGGUCGCAGCAAAACCAUCAUAUAUGACAGCCGAACCCGAAGAUUAUCCUGAUUAUAGCGACGAAUUAUCACAAAGCUCGGAAGAACCUGACACAACUACGACUACGUUGCAAUCUGAGGCUUCAACAACAAACAUUAGUUCAAGCACCAAACUCGAUUCGGUGGAGGCAACAAGUUCGACCCGAAUAUGGAAUCAAGCACAAUCCAGCACAAAGGCAGCUUCAACAAAGUUUACGAAAUUCUCCAGUCUCUCCGACUCUCUUUUCCAAAGAUCCACGGACGGCACUGUUCCAGACGUAAACCCAAGCACUCAAACUGUCAAGAAUCGCGAAAAAACAUUAUCACAAUUUGAAACUACAACAGAGAAAAGAACUACAGUAAAAAGCCUUUACUCCAGCACUCAAAUAGUCCCGAAUUUAAUUGACAAACAUAACGAAUCACACUACACACAUUCAUCGCGCUACGGAUAUUUCCAGGAGGUUACCACACCAGGCACUGCCACUAAGAGUAGAAUCGAAUCCCGUUCUACUGAAGAUAAGAGUCUUUCCGGAUCAACCAGAGCUGCAUCACAUACCACACAGUCCACGGGAACUAGUAGUUCUGAAAGGCACUCAAAUGGUGAAUCCGUUUUAGAAGAGAACCAACGCCUGAAAUCGACAUACAGCGAGAAAAAAUCCACAUCCACUGUUCCAGAUAUUAAUUCAAAACGGCUUGGCACGAGUAGAGCAACAAGUUCACAACACGUCACAACAAGUCACUCCCAGCUCAAAGAGCGAACUUCACCUUCCCGAGAACUUCCGGUUGUCACAUUUACUGGUGUCGAUUCAAGUACCAAAUAUAGUCCAGAAGACCUAACGGGCAUGGUAACAAGUACAUCGACAGAAAAGCAUUUCUCGCCAUUCUCGAGUGCAACCGAGAAAGAACUCAAGGAUUCUGCUACCCAGGAAAUUUCAGAUGCAACAAAAAGUCGCUGGUCUCCAUCAACUACCCAGCAGUCAGAUUUAUUCUCCGGCACCUCGCACUACAUUGAACCCUCCCGCAAUAAUGUAUCAAUUAUGGUUCUCACCAGCACAACCGAAUCCGGCUCUACCCACGGUAUGAGUCACUCAACUUCAAGAACAACUGCGUCACACACCAAACGACCGGGGGGAAGUAGUAGUCCUGAAAUCAAUACAAACACUCAGAUUAUUCAGGAAGAAGAAAUUUCUCCAGUAGCUACAUCCAGUGGAAGUGAACCAAGGCAAGCCAUGACACCUACGUCUAUCAACGUCAAUAGCCUCACAUCCACCAUGGAGACCAAUGCGCAUAGGUCUCCCUCAACCAUCGGACAAUUGAAUCUAGUCUCAGCUUCGUCACAUUCCAGUAAGCCCUCCAGCGAUACUCUAUCAACCACGGCUCCCACCGUUGCAAUCGAAUCGAGCUCUAGCCAGAGUCAGAGUCAUUCAACAUCAAGAACACCUACGUCACACACAGCAACACCUGGGGCAACUAGUAGUCUACAAAUCGCUUCAAAUGCGCAGACUAUUUUGGAAGAGAUAGAAAGUUUGCCAGUAGCUACAUCCAGGGAACCAAAGUCAGCCAUGCCACUUACGUACAGCAAUGCGAAUAGCGUCAGAUCCACUGUUGCAGACAUUGACUCAAGUAGGCAACCAGACACGAAUAGGUCAAUUACUUCACACACGAGCUCAAUCCCAGCAAGUCACUCCAGUCCCACGGAGAAAAUUUUGUUUUCACGGGUACCUUCGAAGGUGACAGUUGCUGGCAUCGCAAGUCCCAAAUCUGAUAUUACAGGCAUCACAAAUUUGGUCGCAAAAGAAUCAACAAGCAGAUAUUCUUGGCCGUCGUCAAGUGUUUCCAAAGAAAAAGUCACCAAGGGCAUCACAGUUUCUACUUCCCAUAGCAUUCCAAGUAUAAACAAAAGUUCGCAUACGUCUCCAUCCACUGUAGGGCAGUUGCAUCAAUUGACAGCAUCGUCACACUCCAGUGAACUGUCGCAAGUUACUCUACGAACAGUGGUUCCCGUCAAGGCAAUCAUGUCCAGCUCUAGCCAGAGCCACAGUGAUUCCAAAUCAAAACCAACUGUAUCGCACACGGAACAAACUGGAAGACAUAGUACCUUUCAAACUGGCUCAAAUGGUCAGAUUGUUCUCGAGGAGAGAACAAAUUCACCAAUAGUUACGUUCAGUGGAAGUGAACCAAGGUCAGUCACGACACCUACCUACAACAAUGCACAUAGCUCCAAAUCCACCGUCAUUGACUCAAGCACGCAACCCGGUACCGCCAGAGUAACUACUCCACACGCGCGCUCAUCACCAUCAAGUCUCUCUAACGUCAUCGAGAGAAUUUUACCUUCCCACGAACCUACGGGGGUGACAGUUGGCAGCGUUCAUUCAAGUACCCAAUUUGGCACCACAGAAGAUACAAAUUUUUCUACAAGCAAAUUGACAGAAAGACAUUCCCCGUCUUUCUCGUCUGUGUCUAAAGAAGAAGCCGCAAACGAUAUCAGCGAUUCUACUCCCCAUAGCAUUCUCGGAAUAGAAAACAGUCCGGGCAGGUCUUCCGAAGGUCAGUUGGAUUUAUUCUCAACUUCAUCACACAACACUGGUUCUCCCAGGAUUACUCCACUUGCCCCCAGUACAACCGAAUUUAGCACUAGCGAGGAUCACAACAAUUCAGAAUCAAGUACAAUUGCAUCACUUCUCGAGUUACCUUGGGGAACUAGCAGUCCUCAAAUCGACUCAACUGUUCAGUUUCCUCUAGAAGCAACAAAAUCCUUACCAGCAGCUACGUCCGGGGGAACUCAACCAAAGUCAGCCAUGACACCUACGUACAGCAAUGCCCUUAGCACCAAAUUCUUCGUCGGAGAUAUUGAUUCAAGUAGGCAACCUCAUACGGGGAAAGUAACUACUUCAUACGAGAUCUCGUCACCAACAAGUCGCUCUAACCUCACCGAGGGAACUUUGCUUUCUCAAGGUACUUCAAGGGUGAUAGAAACUAGCGCCGGUUCAAGUACACAACCUGGUAUCACCGACGUUACAAAUAUGAUCGGAAGUAAAGCAUCAGAAAAAUAUUUCUCGUUGUUCUCAAGUUGGCCGAAAGAAGAAAGCACCAGGAAGGUCACUGAUUCCAAUUCCCAUGAGAGAAAAAGUUCGCCGAUAGUUACGUACAGUAGUAGUCAGCCAAUGCCAACCAUGAUAUCAACGUACAGGAGCACACAUAGCCCUAAACCAACUAUCUUCAACAUCAACUUGAGUAGACAACCAAACAGAGGUAGAGUAACUACUUCACAUGCGGUCUCGUCACCAACAAGUCAUCCGAGUCUCGUGGAGAAAACCUUAUCUUCCAAAAUAGCUUCGCCGCCCUCGGUUACUGCCGCCGAACCAAAUACCCAAUCUAGUACCAGAAAGGUGAUAUAUACGUCGUCAGGAGGACAUUCCUCAUCGUUCUCAAGUGCAUCCAAGAAAGAAGCUACCGCGGAAAUAACCGAACCUACUUUCCACGGAAUUCCAAAUACGAACAGCUCUCCCUCUACCAUAACGCAGUUGAUUUCAUUCUCAUCAUCGUCACACUCUAGUGAGCACCCCCGGGUUACUCCGCCAACUAAGAUUCUCACCAGUGCAAUCGAACCCAUCUCUAAUGAAGGCCAGAGGCCUUCGGGGUUAAGCACAAGUGUACCACACACUGACCUGCCCGAGAGAACUGAUAAUCUACAAAUCGACUCAAAAACUCAGAUUAUUCCCGAAGAUCUAAAAAUUUCCCAAGUAACUACGCCCAGUGAAAGUGAACCAAAGUCAGCCACGGCACCUAUGCUCAGUAAUGCGCAUAGCUUCCCAUCCACCGUCGCAGAUAUUGAUUCAAGUAGACAACCUCACAUGGGAAAAGUAACUGAUUUGCACGCGGUCUUGACUCCCGCAAGUCACUCAAGUCUCAUCGAUAAACGAUUGCAUUCCCAAGUACCUUCAACGGUGACAGUUACUGGCAUCGGUUCAAGUACCCAAUUGAGUAACACGAGCCAAAUAAAUUUGAUCGGAAACGAUUCGACAGAGAGAUAUUCUUCGCCGUUCUCAAGUGUGUCCAGGAAAGAAGCCUCCACGAAGAUGAUCGAUUCCGAUUCGCAUGUUACAGCCGAUAUAAAGAUUAGUCCCCAGGAGUCUCCCUCCACCAUGGGUCGGUUGCAUUCGGUCUCACCUUCGUCACACUCCAGUGAAUCUUCUCGCAUUACCCUACCAACCAAGGUUUCCACAAGUGCAAUCGAAUCUAGCACUAAUGAGGUUCUGAGUCAUUCUGAAUCAAGCAUAACUGCAUCAUACACUGAAUCACUUGGUAGUAGUCCUCAAAUCGAUUCAGUUGCUCAAAUCGUUCGGGAACAAAUAACAAGUCUGCCAGUAGCUACGUCCAGUGAAAGUGAAUCAUGGCCAGCGAUGACACCUCCGUACAGUAGUGACUCAAGUAGGCAACCUGACACGGGCAGAGUAACUACUUCACACGCGAUUACGUCAUCAGCAAGUCGCUCUAACCUCACCGGGGGAACUUUGCCUUCCCGAGUACCUUCGAUGGUGACAGUUAGUAGCGCCAUUUCAAAUACCCAAACUGAUACCGCAGGGCAUACAAACUUGAUUGAAACUGAAGCGACAGAAAUACUUUUCCCGUCGUUCUCAAGUUGGCCGAAGGAGAAAGCCACGACGAAGAUUACCGAUUCCAAUUUCGACGGCAUUCCCGGUCUAGAGAAUAGCGCUCAUGGGUCUACCUCCAUCGUAGGUCAUUCAUUUACAGCUUCGUCGCAGACCAAUGAGUACUCCCGAGAUAUCCUACCAACAGUGGUUCCCGCCAGUACAAUUAAAUCCAUAUCUAAUGAAAGCAAGAAUCAUUUGGAGUCAAGCACGACUGCAUCAGACACUAAACCACCUAGGGGAGCUAGUAGUCCCCAAAUCGACUUAAGCAAUCAAUUUAAUCAGGAGGAGAUAAUAAAUAUGUCAGUAGCCGCGAUCAGUGGAAGUCAGCCAAGGCCAACCAUGACACCAAAGUACAGCAACUCCGUAUCGACUAUCUCAGAGAUUUACGGCAGUAGACAAUCAGACAUAGGCACGGUCUUGACACCAACUAGCCAUUCCAACCUCACAGAAAAAAUUUUGCCCUCUCAAGUACCUUCGGUGGUGACAGCUACUAGUGCCGGUCCAGACAUUACAAAUUUGAUUGGAAGUGAAUCGACGGCUCGUGGCAUUUCCGAUAUAAAUCAAAGCCUGCAUAGUUCUCUCUCUAUCAUCGCUCAGUUGCAUUCAUUCUCUACUCCUCGGGUUAUUCUAACAACCACGGCUCCCACCAGUUUAAUCGAAUCCAGUUCUAGAGAGAGUCAGGGUCAUUCAGAAUCAAAGAGAACUGGAUCACCCACUGAAGCAGCUGGGGGAACUAGUAGUUCUCAAAUCGAUUCAAAUGGUCAAUUUGUUCUGGAGGAGAGAAAGAGUUCGCCAGCGUCUGCCUCCAGCAAUAGUCAACAAAAGGCAACCAUGACACCAAUGUACAGGAACGUGCAUAGUACCAAAUCAACUAUUCCGGAGAUUGAAUCAACUAAGCAUCCAAGCAGAGACAGCGUAACUGCUUUACACACACUCUUGCCACCAGCAAAUCAUUCGAGUCAUGCCGAGGGAACCUUACCUUCCAAAGUAGCUUCCACGUCUAUAGUUACUAGUCUCGAUUCAAGUACCCAAUAUAGUCCCUCUGACAUGAUACAUUUGAUCACAAGCACAUCGACAGAAAGACGUCCCUCAACGUUUUCUUCAAAUAUAUUCAAGGAGGAAAGCACUACGGAAAUGACUGAUUCCACUUUUCAUGGAAUUCCAGACACGCACGGGUCUAGCUCUAUCAUAGGCCAGUUGGUUUCAUUCUCAGCCUCGUCACACGUCGGUGAACACUCCCCGGUUACUCUGUCAACCAAGGUUCCCACCAGUGCAAUCGAAUCCAUCUCUAACCAAGGCCAAAGUCCGUCGGGGUUAAUCACAACUACAUCCCACAAUGGAGGAACUAGUAAUCUUCAAAUCGACUCAAAUGCCCCGGCGAUUCUGGAAGAUAUAAAAAUUUCGCAACUAGCUACUUCCAGGGAGAGUCAACCAAAGUCAGCUAUGACACCUACAUACAGCAAUGUCCAUAGCUCCAGUUCGUCGAUUGCAGAUAUUGAUUCAAGUAGGCAACCUGACACAGGCAAAGUAACUGCUUCAUAUGCGGUCUCGUCACCAGAAAGUCGCUUUAUCCUCACUGAGAGGACUUUGCCUUCCCAAACUACAUCGAAAGUAACCGAAACUAGCACCGGUAUAAGUACCCAAUUUGGUAUUAGCGUUAAAAAUAUGAUCGGUAGUGAAUCAACCGAAAAAUAUUUCUCGUCGUUCUCAAGCUGGUCAAAGGAAGAAGGCGUCACGGGGGUCACCGAUUCUAAUCCCCACAGCAUUACCGAUCUAAAUAAAGAUCUGCACUGGUCUCCCUCCACCACAGGUCAGUUGCAUUCUUUCUCAACUUCGUCAAACUCCAGUAAGUCCUCCCGGGUUAUCCUACCAACCACGGUUCCCACCAGUGUAAUCGAAUCCAGCUCUAGAGACAGUGAGAGUCAUUCGGAAUCACGGAGAACUUCAUCGCACAUCGAACCACAUAGGGGAACUAGUAGUCCUCAAAUCGAUUCAAGUGAUCAAUUUAAUCUGGAGGAGAAAUCAAGUUCGCCAGCAUCAACGUUCAGAAGUAACCAACCAAGGGCGACCAUGCCAUUAACGUACAGGAGCCCGUAUAGCCCCAAACCAACUAACCCAGAUAUCGACUCAACUAGGCAUCCAAAUAGAAACAGAGUAACUACUCCACACACAAUCUUGUCACCAGUAAAUGAUUCAAGUGCCAUCGACGGAACUUUACCUUCCGAAGUAGUUUCGAUAGCCACAGUUACUAGCCUCGAAUCAAGUACCCAAUCUGGUCCCACAGACAUGAUACAUUUGGUCACAAGUAAAUCGACAGAAAGACAUUCCUCGUCGUUUUCAAGUGUAUCUAAGGAAGAACCCGAUUCGAAAAUCACCGAACCUACUUUCAAUGGCAUUACAGAUAUGCCCAGGUCUCCCUCUACCAUAGAUCAGUUGGUUUCAUUACCAGCAUCGUCACAUUCAAGUGAAGAAUUCCGGGUCACUCCGCCAACCAAGUUUCCCACCAUUGCAACCGAAUCCAGCUCCAACGAAGGUCAGAGUUCCUCGAAGUUAAGUACAACUGCAUCACACACCGAACUUCCCGGGAGAACAGAUAAUUCACAAAUCGACUCAAAUACUCAGAUUAUUCUGGAAGAUGUAAAAAUUCCGCCGGUAGCUACAUCCAGUGGAAGUAAACCAAGGCCAACCGUGACACCUACGUACAGCAAUGUGUAUGGCUUCAAAUCCACCAUCGCAGACAUUGACUCAAGUAGACAUCCUCACACGGGAAGAGUAACUGAUUCGCAAACCAUCACGCCUCCAGCAAGUCACUCUAGUCGUAUCAAGGAAACAUAUUCACGAGUACCUUCAACGAUAACAGUUACUAGUAGCAGUUCAAGUAACCAAUUUGGUGACACAAGCCAAAUAAGUUUGUUCGGGAACGAAUCGGCCGGGAGGCAUUCUUCGUCGUUCUCAAGUUUGCCCAGGAAAGAAGUUACUACAGAUAUCGAUUCCACUUCACAUGGCAUUGCCGAUGUAAAAAUCAGUCUGCAGACAUCUCCCUCAACCAUGAGUCGGUUGUAUUCAUUCUCAGCUUCAUCACCCUCCGGUGAGCCCUCCCGGGUUACUUUACAACCAGUGGUUCCCACCAGUCCAGUCAAAUCCAUCUCUAGCGAAGGUCAGACUCAAUCAGCAUCAGGCAAAGGUGCAUCAAACACCGAAUUACCUAGGGGCACUAGUAGUCUUGAAAUCCAUCCAAAUGCGCAGAUUACUCUGGAAGCUGUAAGAAAUUUUCCAGUAGCUACGUCCAGUUUAAGUGAACCAAGUUCAGUCAUGACACCUAAGUACAGCAAUGCACAUGACCUCAAAUCCACCAUCGCAAACAUUGUCUUAACCAGCCAACUUGACACGGGAAGAGUAACUGAUUCACACGCGAUUUCGUCUCCUGCAAGUCACUCUAAUCUCAUUGAGAAAAUUUUGCCUUCCCGAGUACCUAUGACGGUAGCGAUUACCGGCGUCGCUUCAAGUACCCAAUCUGGUACCACAGGCACCAUGCAUUUGGUCGGGAGUGAAUCGACAGAAGGACGUUUCUCGUCGUUCUCAAGUUGGCCGAAGGAAAAAAGCACCACGGAGAUCACCGAUUCUACUUCCCAUGGCAUUCCCAAUGCAAACAAAAGUCUACACAGUUCUUCCUCCACCGUAGGUCGGUUUCAUUCAGUCUUACCUUCAUCACACUCCAGUGAGUCUUCUCGGACUACUUUACCAACUAGGGCUCCGGCAAGUGCAAUCGAAUCUAGUGCUAGUGAGAUUCAGAACCAUUCAGAAUCAAACACAACCGCAUCGCAUACCGAAUCACCUGGGGUAACUAGCAGCUCUCAAAUCGACUCAAGUCCUCAGAUCAUUCUGGAAGAAAUAACAAGUGGACCAGUAGCUACGGCCAGUGAAAGUGAACCAAGGUCAACCAUAACAACUCCAUACAGUAGUGCGCAUAGCUUCAAAUCUUCCGUCGCAGAUAUUGACUCAAGUAGGGAGCCUAACCCGGGUAGGUUAACUACUUCGUACGCAGUCUCGUCACCAGCAAGUCGCUCUAACCUCACCAAAAGAACUUUGCCUUCCCGAGUACCUCCGACGGGGACAGUUACUAGGGCCCUUUCAAAUACCCAAUCCGGUAUCACAGACUAUACAGAUAUAAUCGGAACUGAAUCGGCAAAAAGACUUGUCCCGCCGGUCUCAAGUUGGUCGAAGGAAGAAGUCACCACGGAGAUUAUCGACUCCUAUUCCAACGGCAUUCCCGGUGUAGAGAACAGUGCUGACUGGUCAUCCACCACCAUACCUCAGUUGCAUUCAUUCAAAACUUCGUCACAGUCCAGUGAACGCUCCCGAGAUGCUCUACAAACAGCCGUCCCCACCAGUGCAAUUGAAUCCAUAUCUGACGAAGGCGAGAGUCAUUUGGAGGCAAGCACAAUUGUAUCAAACACCAAACCACGUGGGGGAACUAGUAGUCCCCGAAUCGGCUUAAACGAUCAAAUUGUUCUGGAAGAAAUAACAAACGUGUCAGUAGCUACGACCAGCCGAAGUCAGCCAAGGCAAACACCAAAGUACAGCAACUCUGAAACCACUAUCCCAGAGAUUGAGGCAAGUAAGCAACCAGACAUAGGCAGAGUAACUACUUCACAUUUGAUCCGGUCACCAACAAGUCGCUCAAGCCUCACCGAAAAAAUUAUACCUUCCCGAGUAGCGCCGGCAGUGACAGUUACUAGCGCUACCACAAAAGUUACAAAUUUAAUCAAGAGUGAAUCGACAGAAGCUGCCAUAGAGGCCACUGAUUCCACUUCUCAUGGCAUUCCCGAUGUAAAUAAAAGUUCUCUCUCCACCAUAAGUCAGUUGAAUUCAUUCUCUACUUCGUCACACUCCAGUAAGCACUCCCGGGCUACUCUACCACCCACGCUUCCUACCAGUAUUGUCGAAUCCAGCUCUAGAGAGAGUCAGAGUAAUCCAGAAUCAAAGAGAACUUCAUCACACACUGAACCACCUGGGGGAACUAGUAGUCUUCCUAUUGAUUCAAAUGGUCAUUUUGUUCUGGAGCUGACAAAAGGUUCGCCAGCAGCUACGUCCAGAAGUAGUCGGCCACGGGCAACUAUAGCAUCAACGAACAGCAACACAGAUUUCCCCGAAUCAACUUUCCUCGACAUCGACUCAAGUGGGCAAUCAACACAAUCAGACAGAAACAGAGUAGCUACUUCACACACGGUCUCAUCACCAGCAAGCCUUUUGAAUCUCGCCGAGAAAACUUUACCUGCCAAAGUAGCUCCGGUGGCCACAAUUACUGUUGUCGAAUCAAGUUCUCAAUCUAGUCCCACACAGGUCAUACUUUUGGUCCAAAAUCAAUCGACAACAAGACGUGCAUCAUCGUUUUCAAGUGUAUUCAAGAAAGAAGCCACCACAGAAAUUACCGAUUUUACUUCCCAUGACACUCCCGGUGUAGAGGAAAGUGUUCGCAGGACUCCGUCCACCGAAGGACAUUUGGAUUCAUUCUCAACGCCGUUACAAACUAGUAGGUCCCGCAUCAGUGCAAUCGAAUCGAGCUCUAGCGGGGUUCAGGGUCGUUCAGCUUCAAGCACAACUGCAUCAGACACCGAACCACUUCGAGCUAGCAGUCUUCAAAGCGACUCAAAUGGUCAGUUUAUUCUAGAAGAAAUAAUAAGUUCGCCAGUAGUUACGUUUAUUGGGAGUCAAAAAACCUCGGCCAUGACACCUACGUACAGCAAGACACAUAGUCCCAAAUCCACCGUCGUAGAAAUUGACUCAAGCAGGCAACCAGACAAGGGCAGGCUAACUACUUCAUACGCGAUCUCGUCUCCGGCAAGUCGCACUAACCUCAUCGGAAGAACUUUGUUUUCCAGAGUACCUUCGACGUUGACAGUCACUAGCGCCGGUUCAAGUUCCCAAUCUGAUACCAUAGGUAUUGCACAUUUGAUUGGAGUCGAAUCUUCAGAGGGACAUUCCUCGUCGUUCUCAAGUGUGUCUCAGAGAGAAGCCACCACGGAGAUCAUCGAUUCUACCUCGCAUGGCAUUGCCGAUUUAAAAACCAAUUCGCAUAGGUCUCCCUCCACGACAAGUCGAAUGGCUUCAUUCUCUGCUUCGUCAUACUCCAGUAAGCCCUCCUUGGUUACUACGCUAACCACGAUUCCCAACAGAGCAACUGAAUCUAGCACUAGCGAGGAUCGGGGCUAUUCAGAAUCGAGCACAACAACAUCACGUACAGAACUACCUAGGGGAACUAGUAGUCCUCAAAUCGACUCAAUUGUUCAGGUCCUUUUCGAAAGAAAAACAAGUUUGCCAGUUGGAACCCCCAGUGGAAGUCGACUAAGUCCUGUCAUGACACCUAAGUACGGUGAUGUGCGUAGCUUCAAAUUCUCCGUUGCAGAUAUUGAUGCGGUCAGAGUAACUACUCCCUACACGAUCUCGUUGCCGGCAAGUCGCUUUAACCUCACCGAGAAAAGUUUGCCUUCGCGAAUACCAUCAGCGGCGACAGUUACUACGAGAGGUUCAAAUACUCAACCUGGCACCACAGAAGUCACAAAUUUGAUCCGAAGUAAAUUAACAGAAAGGACAGGUGCGCCCAAGGAAAAGGUCACCACGGAGAUCAUCGGUUCUACUUCCCAUGGCAGUCCCGAUGUAAAAAGCAGUCCGCGCAGGCCGCGUUCGACCAUAGGUCUGUUAGAUUCAUUUUCAACAUCAUCACACUUUAGCGAGCACUCCUGGGUUACUACACCAACCAAGUUUGAUCUUGAAGAAAUAACAAGUUCGCCAGUAGUUGCGUCUAGUCGAAGUCAACCAAGGUCUGUCAUGACACCUAAAUACGCAUAUAGCUACACAUCCACCGUCGCUGACAUUGACUCAAGUAGACAACCUGGCACAAAAAAAGUGUCUACUUCACACGCGGUGUCUUCACCGGUAAGUCACUCUAGUCUCAUCGAGGGAAUUUUGACUUCCCGAGUGCCCAUGGCGGUCAAAGGUACUAGCCUCGGUUCAAGCACCCAUUCUGGUGCCAAACACGUUACAAAUUUGGUCGGAAGGGAAUCGACAGAGAAACAUUCCUCGUCGUUUCCAAAUGUCGCUAAGGAUGAAGCCACAACGGAGAUAAUCGGUUCUUCUUCGUCUAGCAUUGCCGAUGAAAACACUAGUCCACACAGGUCUUCCUCCACAAUGCGUCGCUCGGAUUCAUUCUCAGCUUCAACACACUCCAGUGAGCAUUCCCGGGUUACUCCACUAACCACUGUUCCCACCAGUGCAAUCGAAUCUAGCAUUAGCGGGGGCCAGAGCCUUUCAAAAUCAAGCACAAGCGCAUCGGUCACCAAACUACCUGGGGGAACUAGUAGUUCUCAAAUCGACUCAAUUGCUCAAUUUGUUCCGGACGAACUAAGAAGUCUGCCAGUAGCUACGUAUAGUGGCAGUCCGCCAAGGUCAGUCAUGACACCUACGUACAGCAAUUCGCAUAGCUCCAAAUCAUCGGUGGCAGAUAUUGACUUAAGUAGGCAACCUGACAGAGGCAGAGUAACUACUUCACACACGGCCUCGUCACCACCAAGUCAUUCGAGUCUCGCGGAGAAAACUUUACCAUCCAAAGUAGCUUCGACGGCUGCAACUACUAACGUCGAAUCAAGUACCCAAUCUAGCCCCACAGAAGUGAUUUAUUUAUCGACAGAGAAACAUUCUUCAUCGGUUACAAGUGUAUCCAAAGAGGAAGUCACCACGAUAAUCGCCGAUUCUACUUUCCAUCACAUCCCCGAUACAGAGAGUAGUCUUCACAGGUCUUCUUCCACCGAAGGUCACUUGAAUUCAUUCUCAACACCGUCACAGACCAGCUCUAGCAAGGUUCACAGUCAGUCAGAGUCAAGCAGAACUGCAUCGCAGACAGAACCACCUGGUGGAACUAGCAGUAUUCAAAUUGAGUCAAAUGGUCAGUUUAUUCUGGAAGAGAUAACAAGUUCUCCAGUAGCUACGUCUAGUGGAAGUCAACUUAGGUUAGGCAUGACAUCUACUGCUCCUAAGAGUGAAAUCAAAUCCACGACAACAACAAGUCAUUCCAGACUAAUCGAGAGAGCUCCGAGUUCCCCGUUUCCUAUGUCGGUCACAUUCACUGGUAUUGAUUCGGGUAGUCAGCCUAGUCCGACAGGCGUAAUGGACUUAAUUAUAAGUACAUCGGGAGGAAGGCAUCCCUCGUCGUCCUCAAGAAUUCCCACGAAGAUAGUGACCCCAAAGAGCAUCGAUUUAAGUACUCGGUACAUUUCAGAUGUCACAAGAAGUUAUUCCAAGUCUCUGUCCACUAUUGGUCACUCAGGCUCAGAAGACGAAUCCACGUCGAUCAAUGGUCAAAGUGAUUCUGGGUCAAACGCAACUGUAUCACAUACCGAACGACAUUUGAGAGCCAGUAGUAUCGGAAUCGACUCAGGUGGUCAGUCUUUUCCAAGAAAGGUGACAUAUUCCCGACUGAUAACUUCUGAUAAACCUCAUACCAAGGGAGCCGAAACCUCAUCGGAUGUCAGUGAAUUUUCUAAACUGUCUACCAAAACAGUUGGCACAUCUGAGCAUUUAGUCAGUGAACCUAUUCAAUUGUCCCAUUCAUUGGGAGGUCAGUCAAGGUUAAGCGAAGUGACAAAUGCUUCGCCCAACGGGACGUCUUCCGGAGCCUCUACUUCAACUUCACCGGUUGGUUCUAUUUUACCCGCUAAAUUCGCUUCUGAUGCGAGGACUCGUGGAACUUUUUGGAACAGUCGUGCUGUCCUAAAUAACACAGCAAAUGUUUCCACGGUUAGCUACAGCAGGAAUCGAUUUGCAUCAACUACUAUUCUUCCACAUCUCACAAAAGUAGCGGCUGCGACUCGUAUUGUUUUUUAUAAUUGCACAUGUGUUAAAGCUAUACCGCUGAUUGGAGCUACUAAAGCCAUGGCGACCUCCGUAUCUACCGAAAGUCCUGACAGUGCAAGCGUUGUUCCGCAAGAGGAGAACGUGAGUGCGAGUACUAUUGACUUCUCCAGAAUGACUGUGAGAACAGCUAGUUCCAAGUUUGGAAGCAUCAGCGAACCUGGCCCUUCCCUGAAUGACAUUGUAGCUUCGUCGAGAAAUUUAGAAAUAAGCGAUUUUCCCAGCACGAUCGUUUUGAAACGCCAUUUGACGGAUGAAAGUAUCCUCUGCUUUGGUAGCCUGAUCACUUACAACUUUGUUUUGACAGCUGCGUCUUGUGUUGUAGAUAAAGUACAUCGCAAAGGUACGUUCAAAAACGGUUAUUUAUUGGCAGGGACUAGGUCCCAAAUCGGAUGCAUUGGCCCUUGUCAAUACCGGCGGGAAGAGAAAACCAUGGUACAACCUGAAUAUUGGAAGCGAAAAAUGGGGGUGAGCGACGUGGCGUUAGUUAUGUUGGGUAGGCCAUUUUGUCCUAGCGAAUACGUACGUCCCGCGAGCCUUUCGAUCAAUUUGGGAGAAUUAGGAUCUCCAGUCGAGAUGAAGUUCACAGUACCGAUAUUUGUUGCAAUCCUCUUGGUUACUGACGUGCUGGCCAUCGAUAAUUUCGUUCGUAAGAGAUCCAUGGUUAAACCACUUUAUUUAGGUAGUUUACCAGGAGUUGUGUUGCUGAAACAUCACCUCAGUGAUGAUGGAGUGGUUGGCCUUGGUCACUUAAUAACUCCGCACCAUGUCCUUACUUCCGGAGCUGCUGUAGCUAAUCGAACCGAGAAACGACUUACAUUCUCUGGAUUCGUGAUCGGGGGGACAAUUUUGCGCUCUCGACCGUCUUGGCCUAGUCAACAUCGUGGCAUUGUGAAUCUUACAGUGCAUCCAGGGUUCUUCUCAGAUGAUAACAUUAACUACGACGACAUCGCGAUAAUCACUUUGAAUAAACCGUUCGUAGAAGAUGCGAACAUUAGACAUUCACCGGCGGCCUUCCGCCCAGCAAUCCUAAACAAGAGAGUUUUCUCACCGGGCUUUACUCUAACAGAGCAAAUGGACUGGAGUGUGGAAAAAUUGCAUGUUGGUAUCACCCAUAUAGAUGGCAACUGGGGUUGCUCAAACGAACACAUUAGUGCUGACAAGUACUUUUGCAUUCACCUACGUACUGGCGAAAUAGGUGGACCCGUUUAUGAAGCUAGACAUUUAGUAGGAAUAGUAUCUCGGAAAGAGUCAGAUACAACCUUCGGAAACAUUGUAAGUUCGUUGCAUUAUUAUAAGGAAUUCAUAGAGAAUAAUACGGUCGUGGGGACUGGAACCCCUAAUGAAAUAGAUGACUGGGUGCCGCAGUCAAAUGAUGAGUUUGAAGUAGUUGAAUUGUAG
Molecule: messenger RNA, 15474 nt
Organism: Hermetia illucens (black soldier fly)
Lineage: Eukaryota; Metazoa; Arthropoda; Insecta; Diptera; Stratiomyidae
Product: mucin-12-like
Exons: 2
Coding region: 1-15474 (5157 amino acids)
Biological process (GO): proteolysis
Molecular function (GO): serine-type endopeptidase activity
Source: RefSeq, a predicted model, not a curated record